AAACGUUUAGUUAGUUUGAGUCUUCAACUGUUGCACUGCGGAUCGGAAAACGGGAAAAUAAACGAGAAGCAUACAGUAGCGGCGGUCAAGCGGAAGAAUAACAACAAAUCAAGAGUGUUUGAUAUAAAACCCCAGAUAUACACACAAACGCGCGAACGCUUGCAUAUAUGAUAAUCAUGGACUAGUGUGGCCUCUUAAGUGUAAUUGAUUUAAAUUAUUUAAUUAAAACAACAACAGCGACGUCAUCACUUAUGCCACUCUUACAUGUUAGUUAGAAUUACAUACACACACACACGCGCAAGCAGAUUUAGUGCAGUUUCAAUACAAGAAUAGAAAGAAAAUCGAUCGGAAACGACAAAAUCUGCGGUUUUUGCGAAAUUGAAGCAGUUUGAUUUGUGAAAUAUUCCCACAUCUGUUUUGGUUACUAACCCAUGAGACUGUAAGGCAAAAUGUCUAAUAAACAUCACUCAAUUGAGAUACCACCUUGUGUUAUGGAUCCCCAGACACAAUUGGCCGAUGCCUUGGCCGCCAAAAACAUCAAAGACUUUCGCGUGGCGCUUGAUUUGGGAGCCGAUCCCCUGCGCUUGGACAGCAAUCAUUUGAGCAUUUUUGAUAAGGCUUUGCGCACACCAGGCUGUGUGGAAUUUGUGGAGGAGUGUCUGCAAAGAGGCUGCAGUCCAAAUACGCUUAACCGCCAUUUGUUGAAAUAUUCCAUAAGUCAUGCCACCGACUCCAGAGAUCCUGCCAUUAUCAAGGCCCUGCUGCGCCAUCCCAAUGUCUUUGUGGACAAGAAAUUUAACGAACUGACACCGCUCAACUCCUUGGCCAAAAAUCUCAACAAUGAGAAUGCCAAUGAUGUCAUAGCCUGCAUGGAUAGCCUGCUUAGAUAUGGAGCUUCACCCAAUAUACCCAAUCAGUCGGAUAUGACGCCUCUGCAUCAUGUGAUGAGAAAUCGCAAAUUGGAUGAUCUGAAAAAACGUCAAGUGGUUGAGAUGUUUUUGGCUUAUCCCGAAUUGGAUAUCGAUACCUAUCGUGAGGGUGAAUUGAGAGAAAAGUUAAUGGAAGCCUAUCCAGAUAUGAGUCUACCUGAAGUGCGUAAUGCUAGUGAGGUGACUUUCGACAAAUUACUUUCGUACAUACGCUGUGGCGACAAGGAUAAGUUCUGCGAACAAUUCCCCCAAUUGAAUAAAUCGGACAAGGACAACUUGAGAAACACCUACAAAGAGGAAAAUCUGCCUUUACUUCUGGAGGCCAUUAAGAAGGGGGCCAACGAGGCCUUUGACUUGUUGAUGGACAAUGAGGUGAACUACAAUGCAGUGCUGAGCGGCAACACCGCCUUGGAGGUGGCCACCACCUACGGCAAUAGCUAUGCCCUGGGUAAGCUCUUGGCAGUGCCUGAUUUGAAGUUGCGUGCCCAUGAUCAUCCUUUGAUCACUGUGAUAAGGAAAAUGAAUGAGCAACCAGCCCAGGAGUAUUGUGACUAUCGCAAGUGUUUCUAUAUACUGUUGGAGUCCGAUCGCAUUGACAUCAAUGAGACGGACAAGACGCGUUCCACGCCCUUGCAUUAUGCAGUGAAAUAUCGCAACACAGAGGCCAUACAAGAGCUACUCAAGAGAGGCGCUUAUAUAGGAGUGAAGAGUGCCUUCCAUGAACUGCCCAUAGAUGGCAUGGGUGCUGAGUUAUUAGAGGACCAUUUCGAUCAUUGCAUCAGCUCAAAUGGUGCCCGUGUGGGAGAUGAAAGUUUCGAGAUCUUAGUGAACUUCAUGAAUCUUAUGCCUGAACCGAAUAGUCAUUCGAAGCCAAAACUUAAGCACGUUUUACGCGAAGAAAUGGCUCCCAUAGCCUUCAUAGCCAAGUCCAAGGAACAUCGCUAUCUCUUGCAGCAUCCUCUCAUCACCAGCUUUCUGUUUCUCAAGUGGCAUCGUCUGUCCACGAUUUUCUACAUAAAUUUCCUGCUUUACUUUUUCUUUGCCGUCUCCAUUAUAAUCCACACUGUGCUAAAAUUGAGCCGGGUAAAUGCCGACACAGAUCUUUGCACGAAUAUCUUUGGCCUAAUCGCCUGGCUGGGCAUAGUCUAUAUGAUAAUAAGAGAAAGCAUACAAUUUGUCAUGUCGCCGGUGCAUUACUUCCGUUCUCCCACAAACUACAUGGAGUUGGCUUUGAUUGUUUUGGCCAUUAUGACGCGCAGUGAGCAGACCUACGAUCGUCAAACGCAAAGGAUCAUAGCGGUCUUCACCAUGCUGCUCAUAGCCGUGGAGCUGUGUCUGCUGGUGGGCUCCCUGCCAGUGCUCUCCAUAUCCACGCAUAUGCUGAUGUUGGAAGCGGUUUGCAAAAGUUUCCUCAAGAGUUUUACCCUGUAUUCGAUUUUUGUAGUAACCUUCACCUUGUGCUUUUACAUACUCUUCGGGAAGCCGCAAGUGGAUGAAAAUGGCAAUGCAGUAAGCCCUGAGGAUGAUGAUUUCAAUAAAUUCUCCAACCCAUUGGCUGCCUUAAUUAAGACCAUUGUCAUGUUGACGGGUGAAUUUGAUGCUGGCGAUCUGCAAUUCGAUACCGCCUACAGUUAUUUGCUCUUCCUGCUCUUUGUCUUCCUGAUGACGAUUGUGCUGUUUAAUUUGUUGAAUGGCUUGGCCGUUAGUGAUACACAGGCCAUUAAAGGACAAGCUGAAUUGAAUGGUGCCAUUUGCCGCACACAACUGCUCUCCCGCUACGAGGAAGUACUCACAGGUCGUUCAGAACGUUCCAGUUUUAUUGUCAAUCACGAACCAUUCCGUUCGGUUUGCCGUCGUCUAAUGAAUCUGUAUCCCAACUAUCGUCAUAUAGCCAUACUGCCAAAUGAUAGUAACAAAGUAUUGAUACCCAUAGGGGAAAAUUAUGAAAUGAAAGAAUUGGGUGGUACCAUCAAGAAAAACUCCUUCCAUCCAUUGCCUUCGCAUGAUGUGGCCAAGGAGAAGAAACUAUUGGAUCCUCCAGUACAAUUUGGACCCUGUCUGUGUUCUUGCAUUACCAACAAAUGUUCCGAAAUGGAUCGACGAACUGUUAAAUUGGCUAUGGCCGUUUUGGAGCAAAAGACCGUGAAAAUGGAGAAAAACAAACGUCAGCAAGAUACGGAAAAUCGCCUGAGGAAUAUUGAAAGUAAAAUGGACAAUAUACUUGCCUUAUUGAGGGAUUUAAAAGCAGAUAGAAAUUAAAGUGACGCAAUGUAGACUUUAUAGAAUUAAAUUAAAUAAAAAUAUAAUAAAAAAUAUCUCUUCAAAACAGUGUUAAAACAUUAUAUUAAAAAAAAUUUAAAUGUAUGUUUUCCAUAAAAACAAAAGUAACGAAAAAUGUAAACUAACACCCUCAAGGCCUUAUUAGUUAUAGAAUGUCAAAUAAACAAUUUUAAACAACUUAUUGUUUUAUUUCCACAUGAAAUUCAAAACUAUGUGUUUUAUAAUCAUUAUGAUAUUGCAAUUUAUUUCAUUGGUAUUAAAUUUAAAGUAAAUACUGUUAAAUUGUCCAUAAAUAAGAAGAUUUUAUCCAUUAUC
Molecule: messenger RNA, 3524 nt
Organism: Stomoxys calcitrans (stable fly)
Lineage: Eukaryota; Metazoa; Arthropoda; Insecta; Diptera; Muscidae
Gene: pain
Product: transient receptor potential cation channel protein painless
Exons: 5
Coding region: 450-3188 (912 amino acids)
Biological process (GO): transmembrane transport; monoatomic ion transport
Cellular component (GO): membrane
Molecular function (GO): monoatomic ion channel activity; protein binding
Source: RefSeq, a predicted model, not a curated record